CGCGCUCGAUAUGAGUGAAAGAAGAAAACAUGGCGGGUACGUGGAGAAUGGAGAAAAGCAGUGGGUUCAUACAAAUGUGGUUUACACUGUUCCUUGGAGUUCUACAAGUUAUUCCAACAUAUAUUGAUACCGCCAAAGCACAAACAGAAGCAUUUGUUCAAUCAGACAUCAGUGAACUCCGACAGCUAGUAGAAGAAGUUGCAUUGAAGAGUGAUCUGACAAGUCAAACAUUUACAAUAGGCGAAAAUGGAGCCAGCAAAAAUCAACAUAUGGGAAUUCAAUGGAAUUCAGCGCUUAGAUUUGAACCGGCAAUGUUAGAUUUUGGUGAACAUGCGGUGGGCAUGCCAGAAAUAAGAACAGUUAGGGUAUUUAACCCACAUCAUGAAAACAUGUUGCGAAUGCUUUCCAUCUCAGGAACAACACCGCACUUUCAUUGUUCAUUUUUUCAAGAAAAGGUUUUACCACCAGAUGGGAAUACUACGUUUGAUGUAGUCUUUUUAGCCAGAUUGCCUGGAAAUGUAGAAAACACAAUUUUUAUUCGCACAAGUGCUGGUACAACACCGUAUCAGGUGUUUGGCACAGGUGUACCCAAUCCAUACCGAUUGCGUCCGUUCUUGGGCGCAAGAGUCCCUCUCAACAGCAGCUUUUCACCUUUAAUAAAAAUGCACAACCCUUUUAGCUCAGGUCUCAUGGUUACGGAAAUGUACAGUAGUGGAGGAGACUUGCAUCUUGAGUUACCAUCAGGUUCACAGGAAGCACCCAGAAAUCAGUGGGAGAUAGCACCAUACCAGACAAAGUCUGUGAUGAGGGCUAGUUUUGUGGGUCGGACCGAAAACAACCAUACGGCAUUCAUCCGUAUCAGGACCAACCGAACAACACAUAAACAAGGCCCUCUAGAGGCAGAAGAGGGAGAGUUUCUCAUGCUACCUGUAGAAGUUGAAGUUUCAUCAGUUCCUGGUAUUUAUUCUUCUCUGGAAAUGAUGGACUUUGGAACUCUACGCACCCAAGAUGAACCAAAAACCAUUCCCCUUUAUUUACUAAAUACGGGUCCAAAAGUCGUGCAUAUAUCGUCUGUAUCGUUAGUUAGAGCAAACCAGGCUAUUUCAAUAGAUUUCAGUCCGUUGGGGUUGCGGCCAUCAGACACACACAUCAGGGUUGCCAAUGUGACCUUUCACCCUAGAAGAGCCAAUCAUACGAGACUGUGGUCAGGAAAGAUUAUUAUCAAGACAAAGGAAAAAGGCUUUAAACUUCUGAUUCCAUAUCAAGCACAUGUACUGCAAGGGAUUCUUCGAUACAGUAGGAACAACACCUUGUUUUAUCUGUCAGACCCACCUCCAAAAGAUACAGCAGAGAGGAACUUAUCACUCACAAAUCUAUUCAACUUCUCAAUAGUUCUACAUAGUAUGAAACUAGUGGAUGAUGCUAAAGAGGUUUUUAGUGUGAUGAAUGUCAGUUUACCAGUAUCCAUAACACCGCAAGAAACCUAUAGUGAUUUGGUGUUACGCUUCAAUCCAGCAAACGCAUCUCAACCUGUGUCUGCUACACUGAAACUUAACACCAAUGCUUCAGUGUUUACGGUUCCUAUCUAUGCCUAUACGGGCAAGUUAAAAUUUGCAGUAAGCUCUGAUAAGGACAAGGUUGACUUUGGGACAAUGAGUGUAACAGAUACAAGAACAACAACAAUAGAAGUAGUCAACAAUAAUCCAGUAGAGGUUCCAUUAGAGAUGUUUUCAUGUACGUUAGAGAAGUGUUUUAUGUUACUGAGGAGUAUUGAAAGAAUAGAUGAUAGCAACAUGGAUGGAAGUGAAGAUACAGUCAUACCCUCACCCAAAGCUGUUGUUAUACCAGCAGGUCACGUAGCAAACUUUGUUGUGACGGUGACUGCACCAUUGACUGAAGGUCAGUUUGUUGGUGAGGUCAUCUUCAAGACGGCGUAUGAAGAGAAAAGAAUCAUGGCCACCUUGAAGACUGUUGAAGGGUACCUUAGCGUACGACCAGAUUACAUCACUAUGAAACCAUCAUUCCCGGGUUACACUCAGUCUCAGAGUAUCACAGUAUCUAACAGCUUCAGUCACAGGCUUAGAAUAGAGAGUAUAGCACCAGACCCUCCGGAUGAUAGGUUCUACUACAAACCACCUGUCAAAGUAACCAGCGUUGAAGUAGAUGCACACAAGAAACAAAAGAUUGGGAGAAUAGUAUUUGAUUCUAGGAAGCAGUGUGCUACCGACUGUUAUGUAGGUUUACCACCAAACUCACAACAAUCUGAGAUGUGGUUAUCAUCGCUUGCGUUACCUGAAGAAACUCAGGACAUUGACAAGCUUUCUUACAACUAUCUACGUAAUAAAUGGUACAAGAUGGUAGAAUCAGGGCAAACUAGUGUAAACACCACAAUGUAUCUGAAUAGCAACUUAGUGAAGCAGAUACCUAUAACAGUACAAGCAGAAUUAGAGUGGCCAACGCUAGCAGAUAAACAAGAAGCUAGGUUUCCUCUCACCUACAUCGGCAACACUUCGAUUGCUGAGGUGACUUUGUUGAAUCCUACAGACAGACUGGUAGUAGCUCAAUUACUUCCCAUCUCAGCUUAUCAAGACCCUGGAGGAGCAUUAGAUCUACUUACAGAAAGCAGUGAGCAAAUGGAUCCAGAGUUCAUAGAAAUAGAUGAUCCUGGAGUGUUCUUUCUAGCUGAUGUUAAAGAUAAGUCAUCACCGGGAAAAUGCCUGAAAUCUCAUCGUGAAUCAGUAGAGAAUAUGAUAGGAGUGAAGACAAGCGAUGAUGCUCUCCUCGUUGGUAUCAAACCGAGACAGAAUGUUACUGUUCAUCUUGGGUUUAGACCAACUGAUACAAGAGAAAGAUAUUCACUCAUCUUAAUCAGGAACAACCUGACAGUGUUAGAUGCAGUGGUAGUACAAGGUCAAGGAGGGUCAGGAGAGCUUAGACUCAAUAAUAAACGACCUGGUGUCAACAGCAAUCUACUCUUUGAACUUAAAAGUAGCCAUCUCGUCGACUGCAAUAAAACCUCACCCAAAGCGAGAAGUCCACCCAACUUCACAGUGAAGAGAACAUUUAACAUGAAGAACACUGGACAGUUACCAUUAUCCAUAGAUACCUUCCUCAUCAAUGGUAGACUAUGUGAGGGAUAUGGUUUCAGAGUGUUACAAUGUAGACCUGUAGAGAUACUACCAAAUGAAACAAGGCGACUGGAUAUAGCGUUCACUCCCGACUUCACUCUAAACCGAGUGACCCGCGAGCUAGAGGUGGUGGCCUUCACCGGUGAGACGCUAUCCUUCACACUCAUAGCCACUCUACCACCCAACAUGUUAGCUCCAUGCACAGCUGCCUUACCACGACCUCAUUGGGAAAUCCCCCUCCACCUCUUAUCAGUGUGUCUAAUGGCUCUUCUAUUCCUGGUCAUAGUAGCGGUGUCCUAUCUAGAGAUGGUUAGGUACCUAGAACCUAGCGUGACCACCAAGGCUAAACUCUCUGAGGCUGAUCAAGAUGAGAUUGAUUCUAUUAAACCGUUUGAUCUGAGGAAUAUUGCAGGAUUGAAACCUCUCCCGCGGGACAGAGGAGGGUCUGUUGGUUUGCAAGGAAAUGGUGGUGGAGCUGGAGCAGGAGGUGGAGGGGGUGCGAAUACAACGGCAACAAACAAAACAAAAUCAAGAGCAACGAGUCUACUGUCUUCGUUAGGUGAAAAACUGAACAUAUUUUCCGGGAGCAGAUCGGGAUCAAAGUCUCGUUCCGCUUCUAAUUCGGUAGCCAACAAUACACGGCAGGCAGAGAGUCGGGGCUCUAUUGACCGGGAAAAAAUCCAAGUCAACAAUUUAAGCAGUACUACGGCCUCGUCGGCUCCAAAAGUUAUAAACAGAGCGUCCUCUGGUCAACCAGCAUACUCGCUGCAAGAUCGGAAGGGUUCUCGGAGCAAGCGAGGCAUCCUACCUGAUUACGAAAAUAACUUAGAAUCAGCAUCUGGAGGUAAAAAUAGUGAUUAUAGCAAUGGUAGAGUCUUAUCUAGCGAAAUGAUAGAUGAGAAUCACGUGAACCAUGCAGGAGAUUAUGAAUCAUCUUACCAACUACAUAACUCAAGAAUGAGAGGGAAGGUUGGAGGAAGAGGAGAUGAUACGGAAAGGCAAGAUAUUAAAGACGACGAUAUUUCAUCAACGACAACAGAAGAAUCAAAUGCAGAGUCAGAAUAUUCAGAAAGAAGCAGCAAACAAUAUGUAGAUGACGAUGCUAGCCUUAGUGAAUCAGGAGUGUCUAAUAUCCCUGCUGAUGAUCUUGAGGCUGAAGGUCAACGUUUAGCUGCUCAAAGAUUCAAGAACGUCAAAUCAAAGGGGAAAACCCGCAAGGGAUCUUCUAAGGGCAACUCCAAAUCAAAUUUUCAUGGGGAUGUCUGCAGACCAAGCACACUUGAACUACCUUACACAACAGCUUUGGAGGCAGGGCGCCGGCAAGAUAACUUUGAUAAAGAGCCAACCUCGCCGCACUCCAUAGCAGCAAAGGUCGCAGCCAAGGCAACCAAGAAAACUAUAAAGGUUCCAAAGACCUCCAAGCCAAUGGACAGUGACGCAACGAGUACAACAAGCAGCGAACCUGACAAAGACUCACCCUUACCUCUGUGGGAUCAAGCUAAACCUAUCCCAUCGGGUCCUGGUCACCAACGCCCAACAGCCCAGACGCAGCAACCCAUCGGAUCAUCAUCACGUCCUAACUCUGCUGGUCUGAUUGCCAGACCUACUAGUUACAGCAGUGCAGUGUCUGGUGCAGCUCAGGGUGAAGGAUCUAAGGGAAGUAAGGGUAGUAGCAAGUCUAAACUGACCAAGCAACUAUCGGCACCGGAGGAGAAGUCUGCUUUCAGUACUGUCAAUGAUAAGAAGAAUACUCAUCCAGGAACCAUUGGAACAAAACAGAGUAAGAGCAGCAAGCCACGUUCUGCUGGAGCCACUGUCAAACAACCACCAUCAUGGUCACAGACUGGACAGGUAGAAGCUAGUGGUAGCAGCUCGGACACUAGUUCAUCAGCUGGCCCUGCAAGUCCAAGUUUCUUUGGCUCUUCUGCUAAUAAACUUGACCAGGGCUCUGGACUUGGUAAGAAGAACAAGAAGAUACCGACCUCAUCUCAGUUCAACUUUGUAGGAGAUGCAUUGGGUGCAGCAUCCAUGUGGGAUAACCCAACAUCAUCUCCACUAAGUGCACCACCUGGACUACCACCACCUACAUCAAGUCAAGGAUCAGGAGGUUUAGGUGACUGGUUGGGUUUUGGUGUAAGUCGUGCUCCUACUUCUAGUAGCAUGUGGGAAUCUAGUCCAUCAACAUCUAACACAGCCACCUGGUCUACCAAUACAUCUUCACCAGGAUUCUCUCAACAGAACUUCUACCAGUCACCUGGGUUGUGGUCUAGUCCAAGCCCGUUGGGUGGAGGAGAGAAUACCUGGUCUGGAGGGAGUACAAGUCUCUUUGAUAACUCUAUCUGGAGUAGCUCAUCGGACAAUAACAGCUCCCUGCUUGAUACUAGUGGUCCACACAACGCAACUGACCCUGAGGCAACUCCACGAGCUUUUGACCCGUUUCGCAGCAGCAUCUGGGGUCCUUCCCAUGGUAGCGGAGGUCCCAACCCCUGGGCUAACCCAGAUAUGGAUAACAACAAAUAGAGAGAAAGAUAUCAUUUAACCAUCGUUUCAUCAUAGACAAGCAUUUCUCUCAUCUCAACUUGUGUUUUCACCCCCCCCCCCCCCCCCCCGCACAAAAAAAAUUGUGAAGCAAGUACAUCUCAUAGUGUUUUAAAUUCUUGUACAGAUUUAGAUGAUUUAUCUUUUUAAUCUUAUUUAUUUGUAAUGAGGAGGUGAGGUGGUUGGGUCGGGUUAACAUGGACUUUCUUUCAUUAAACUUAUCAGUGAUAAGUGCCAAAAACAUGCUCCUAGUUAAUGAAAGAGCACAAUUUGAGUAGCUUAUAACAUUUAAUUGAUUGUAAGUUUUAUGAAACGGGUCUUUGAUCAAUGAUUCUAUGCUACCAUUCACGAUUAACACAAAGUAAAAAAAGGCUUUGAUAUACAUGAUAAUUUUAAACUUGGGCAAGAUAUCUAAUACCAAAUUAUGGUACUAGUAUUAGAUAAUGUAAAAAAUGGCGGUGACAGCAGCGUUUGAAGUAAAUUUGUUAUGAAAACCCAGUACUCUGAUACCUGGUUUUAAUCACUUUUGAAAAUUGAUGCAUAACAUUGUAUGCAUGGUAAAUGACAAAUUACAGAUCAAGCAUCCUUAUUUUACACUCUAGAAUUGGCGAUAUCAUUCUGAAAAAUGAAUGAGAGAAUAACAAAAUAUCAAGAACACCAUGAAUAAUUCAGUGUUAAUAUAUUUAUUAACCCUAAAAGAGCCAGGGCAGAUGGAAUCCUCCAAACAGUCGAUGAAAAAGGCACGUACAUCAACCUUUUCGACUAUUACCUUGAAAACCUCUAAAAUCAGACAUUAAUUAAUAUAGAAAUUGCAUUGUUUUACAGCAAUUUAUAGUGCAUUGUUGCAUAACUUCAGAACUUCAUGCCCAAGAAUUUGGUUUUAAAACAUUAAGGACUGAAAGCUAUUGAAAUGAAACAGUGUUCACUCUUUGCACCACAAAGAUAUCAUGUGAAACAUCAGAACCCCCCCCCCCCCUCCCCUGGCCUUUUUAGGGUUAAAUAUAAAUAUAUACACCUAAUAAGAAUUUAAUUCAAACAUCCAAUAUGAGUAAAUAGUACAUACAGCAUUGCAAAGAAAAAAAAAUAAAAUUACAGCUGUAACCAAAAACAACUUCAUAAGUAUAAACAUGAAUCAUAUAGAUGGAAAGGAAUAUUAAUGCGUAAUUGAAACAAUGAUUAUCUGGAGAGGAAUAAUAAUAAUAAUAAUAUGAACAUUUGUAAUGCGCCGGUAUCCAUCGUAAAAAGAUGCUCAUGGCGCAAUAAGGAAAAGAAAAGAAAA
Messenger RNA from Lytechinus variegatus (green sea urchin), 6945 nucleotides. It is a transcript of the gene tmem131, whose product is annotated as transmembrane protein 131-like. The transcript is spliced from 36 exons. Bases 30 to 5648 code for a protein of 1872 amino acids. Gene Ontology annotation, cellular component: membrane. The record is from RefSeq and is a predicted model, not a curated record. NCBI's taxonomy places the organism in Eukaryota, Metazoa, Echinodermata, Echinoidea, Temnopleuroida, Toxopneustidae.